Messenger RNA from Nanorana parkeri, 780 nucleotides. Its product is annotated as gastrula zinc finger protein XlCGF67.1-like. NCBI's taxonomy places the organism in Eukaryota, Metazoa, Chordata, Amphibia, Anura, Dicroglossidae. The record is from RefSeq and is a predicted model, not a curated record. Gene Ontology annotation, molecular function: RNA polymerase II cis-regulatory region sequence-specific DNA binding; DNA-binding transcription factor activity. Gene Ontology annotation, biological process: regulation of transcription by RNA polymerase II. The transcript has a single exon. The coding region runs from base 1 to 780 and encodes 259 amino acids.
AUGGAUGGUGGACCUCACAGUGUGGGUGGACCAUGGAAUCCCUCUGACUCUGAGCGACCUCAUCCUGCGGGGGAUGGUGCCGGAAUUCAGGGGGAGGAGACAUUUCCCUGUCCUGAGUGCGGGGAAAGUUUUACCUCUGAACUGAGUCUUGCUGAGCAUCAAAAAUUCCACAUGGGCAGGAAGCUUUAUUCCUGUCCUGAGUGUGGGAAAUGUUUUAUUCGUAAAGAAAAACUGGUCAUACAUUACAGAUCUCACACCGGGGAGAAACCGUAUUCCUGUCCUGAGUGCGGAAAAGGUUUUUCAAAUAGGACCAAUCUUAACACCCAUUUGAGGUUGCACACGGGAGAGAAGCCAUACACCUGCUCCGAGUGCGGGAAAAGUUGUUCACGGAAAUCAGACCUUAUCGUGCACCAAAGAACUCACACGGGGGAGAGGCCGUAUUGCUGCCUUGAGUGUGGAAAAUGUUUUACACAGAAAUCGGGUCUAGUUAAACAUCAAAUAUCUCACACGGGGCAGAAGCCUCAUUCCUGCCCUCAGUGUGGGAAAAGUUUUUCACGGAAGUCACAUCUGAACUCGCAUCGGAAGUGUCACACGGGGGAGAGGCCGUAUUCAUGCUUGACGUGUGGGAAAUGUUUCUUACGGAAUUCCAACCUUACUAAACAUCAGAUGUGCCACACCGGGGAGAGGCCGUAUUCCUGCCCUGAGUGCGGGAAAUGUUUCUCACGGAGGUCUUAUCUUUGCAAGCAUCAGAGAACCCACACAGCCUUUGAGGUGUUUUAG